This is a messenger RNA of Paramecium pentaurelia, 585 nucleotides long. The record is from the annotation of a GenBank genome assembly. NCBI's taxonomy places the organism in Eukaryota, Ciliophora, Oligohymenophorea, Peniculida, Parameciidae.
AUGAAAUAAAAUAAUCAUACUUAGCUUCCUCAUACAAGUAUUGAUAGACUUAAAAAAGAUAUAAGUAAAACAUUUUCUAAUUAAACUAUUAAAUCUGAAUAGAGUAUCAAAUUGGAUUAGUAUAAGAAAAGAAUAAUGAAUGUUUUAUCCUAAAUGGAUGACAAGACUUAAUAGGUUUAAAUAUCACAAACAUAAUCAGAAAUAUCAACUAAGUUACUUUUGUCAACUAAAAAUGCCAUAAUAGAUAAUAUUAAAGUGCUUUAACCAUCAGAUAAGAAUUUAUAAGCUAUAGAGAAAAACCUUGAUAAAUUAUUUACAUUGCAAGAAGAAUUAUAGGAGCUACCUUAAAAUAAAGAAAUAAAAUAAUUAUAAUGGAAAAUAGAAAUGAAGAUAACUUAAUAAACAAAUUUAACAAAGUCAAUGAAGGAUGAUAAGAAAUGUUAAAUAUGUUUUGAAAAGGAUAGAGAAUAUGUUGCUAUACCAUGUGGGCAUUAUAUUUAUUGUGAAGAUUGUAAAGGUUUAAUUAAGAAUGAUUGUUUGCUUUGUAGAAAUCCCAUAACUUCUGUAUUGAAAAUAUACUAAUGA